AAGUAGAGCGCGUGAGAGGUCCGCCAUUUUGUGGCAGCUGAGAGAGUCAAAGCGGGAGGAGUCGGCGCUGCUCCUGUCGCUGCCCGUUGGCCUCGCCCGCUUUCUUCCUUUCUCUCCCUCUCUUUCCUUGGUUGGAUUAAAUCGUUGCAGAUUUAUUUUCUUCUUAAUUCCUCUUUUCCUCCCCCGCUGCUCCUCGGGCUUCUUCCCGCUCGCCUCCUCCGCCUCUUCUCACACACACCGACCAACCAACCGCAGCCAUUGCUGACCUCGCCAUGUCUGGUGGCGGCGUGAUCCGCGGCCCGGCCGGGAACAACGACUGCCGCAUCUACGUGGGCAACCUGCCGCCGGACAUCCGCACCAAGGACAUCGAGGACGUGUUUUACAAGUACGGAGCCAUUCGGGACAUCGAUCUGAAGAACCGCCGCGGGGGGCCGCCGUUCGCCUUCGUCGAGUUUGAGGACCCCAGGGAUGCAGAAGAUGCAGUGUAUGGACGGGAUGGAUAUGAUUAUGAUGGGUACCGUCUACGGGUGGAGUUUCCUCGAAGUGGUCGGGGCACUGGCAGAGGAGGAGGCGGCGGUGGAGGUGGUGGGGCCCCAAGGGGCAGAUAUGGACCCCCAUCAAGACGCUCUGAAUAUAGAGUGAUAGUAUCAGGACUGCCUCCCAGUGGAAGCUGGCAGGAUUUAAAGGAUCACAUGCGUGAAGCAGGUGAUGUAUGUUAUGCUGAUGUUUUCCGAGAUGGAACUGGUGUCGUGGAGUUUGUUCGGAAAGAAGAUAUGACCUACGCAGUGCGAAAACUGGAUAACACUAAGUUUAGAUCUCAUGAGGGAGAAACUGCCUACAUCCGUGUUAAAGUUGAUGGCCCAAGAAGUCCGAGUUACGGAAGAUCUCGUUCUCGCAGCCGUAGUCGUAGCAGAAGCCGUAGCCGAAGCAACAGCAGAAGUCGCAGUUAUUCCCCGAGACGAAGCAGAGGAUCUCCACGCUACUCUCCCCGUCACAGCAGAUCACGUUCUCGUACAUAAAUGAUCUUUAAUAGUGCUCCUUUUGUAGAAUUUCUCCAUGUUGUAUGCAGUUUUCUUUUGCCCCAUAUAGUCCUUUCUUUUAGAAAAAAAAAACAGAAUUGAAACUGUUUUACUGAAAAUUGGCUAAAAUGUUGAAUUGCAUUUUUGUAUAAUAUCCCUAGUGAGUAUUUGUUCUUUAACAUCAACAUUCCCUUGCGUCUUUCAUAAAUUGUAUUUUAACAUGUCCUAGUCAGGGUUCUUUCUAGCUAGUUUGCUGCCCACCCUCUCUUCCAACUGUGAUAUUGCUGUAUAAAAUGUCUUUGUUCAGCUAUGGUUUAUACAAGCUUGGGAUGGUGGGGUUUAAAUUGUCUCUUUGGGGGAGCUUACAUUUUUAUCUUGCCUUUUCAUGUGUCUUUCUGUAGACAUAUCUGAAGAGAUGGAUUAAGAAUGCUUUGGAUUAAAGGAUUGUGGAGCACAUGUCAAUCAUUUUAGGAUUGUCAAAAGGAGGAUUGAGGAGGAUCAGAUCAAAAAUGGAGGCAAUGGUAUGACUCCAAGUGCUAUUGUCACAGAUUAAAUUGGCAGUAUUGACCUUAUACAGAAAGAAUAGCUAAAUAGGCACGCCUGUUCUCUAUUGUUCCACUCAUUUUCUAGUCAGCUGAAGUUUUCUGACUACACUGAUGACAAUUGUGGCUUAGCUGGGCCCACGUGGUUUCAAAUCAAGGGAGGGGGUGGGAAUGUACUGUAUCAGUUGAUUACAGGCGUUGCCUGUUUUUACCCUUGUAACAUGCAGGUUUUUCAGACAUGGAAGUAUAAUCUCAAUACUGCUAAAAUCUGCAUGUCCUCUGUGUGACUGAUAGAGCGUUGCUGUUUCAUCUUAAACGUAACGGAAUGGAAGCAGUGGGAGGGACACAUUGGGGAUUUCUUUAAGUCUGCCCUCUUCCCCUACAAAAUAACUCAGAAUUGACUGAUACUUCAGUUAAUCUUGUUACUUCUAGACUGAGUAUAAUGAGCUUUUAGUUUAGGCAUGGAUAGUUCUAGCAGCAAGAUUUGGCAACUUCAUAACAUCUUUUUUUUUUUUAACCACAAAACCUGUAAUGCACAUAUAGGAAUUGAGAUGUUGAAAUUAUCAGUUAUCCUUUGUAAAUACUAGAACGUUUCUUCCAAAUGAUUAACACUGCUAAAAAUUGAGCUUCACAAUACAAAAGUUUGUCUUGGGGAACUGAUAGUUAUCAAUGCCUAUUUUUAUUAUUCAGCGGCAGACAUAACUGAUCAUUCCCCAGAAUCCUAUUUUUCAUUACGGUAUCUAACUUUUUGCCUCCUCUUUUUUGGUUUUGCUGGUUAUAAAGGUUUGGAUUGGAGAGGGCUCACUGGAUCCCAAUCCUUGGAGCUGGAUCAUUGGAUUCAAAUCAUAAUGUGGAUAGGAUAGGGAGGAUCAAUUUCAAGGAUUCAUGGAGCGGGAUCAAAUUACCAGGAACAUAGGAGUGGAUUCCUGCCCCAACCAAACCGCACUCGUGUGGAGUUUUAUUCAACUCAAUUGGCUAUUCCAAAGAUUUUUCCUAUUUUUGACGAUUGGAGCCCAUAAGAUGCACGAUGGAGUUUUCAAUUUUUUUUUUGUAAAAGGAGCAAAGCAAGGACCUGGAGAGGUACGCUGGAGCAUUCUUCUUGGAAGGAUUCAGCACAAGUAGAUGAGCACUUUGAAAAUAACCAGGAAAACCAGGAAAUGAAAGCUGAGCUCCCUGGCUGCUCUUAGGUUGCAUAUCAUUCCUGUUAACUGAUGACUGGUGCAUGGAGACGUGGACCUCUGCUAGUGGAUGAUUUGCACUUGGAGCCAGGAGAGGAUUCCCUGAGGCUUGACUGUCCAAAAGACAAACCUUCCACCUUUUCAUUCCCCUGCAGAACGGUUCACCCGUACAGAGGAGAGGAGGAGGAGUGCUGUUUUUAUUGGCGGGAACAUGACCGGGGAAACGUUAGGGUAACACUUCUGCAGCAUCACUGCCAUCACGUUUUCAAGAACCCACCUCCUCCAGAGGGAAGGGAAUGUAGGCAUUGCAGUAGUUGAAGGACUGCAACUGUUGGCUUUUGCUGGACAGAAGAUGGGGUUGUGGGCCUUGCCCUUGUACUCGGUAAUGAAUAUCGUGAAAUGCAGCCACCCUUAACAUCUGCAUAGAGAGACCUGACGUUAUCAGUUGUUGGUAGCUUGUUUUGUGCCAGGUGCCUAUCAACGUCAGGUCCAAAUACACAGGUACCAUGAUGGGUCCAGCAAGCUAUGCACGUCUCUACUUGUGCCAUCUAACAACUGUUCAAACUACUAACCUGAUGUGCAGCUCUGGUCAACAUCUGGAGAGCAUUAAAUUUCAGUGGAAUGAGGGAGGCAUGUGCCAAUGGACAGCUUUGCUGGAAUCCAUCAGCCUUUGUCAUCCAUUUAAGGUAAAGUCUGCUUUGAGCUUGACUUCUAAGGACUUGCAGGCGUGUCCAUGUUUUGACUUAAAAUCUAGCCUACAAUCCUAAUAUUUCUUUCUAAUCUCCCAUCCAAGUAUGAACUAGACCUGGCUCUGUGUAGCUUCUGAGCCAGACAAAGGAUGUCUUCUAAUUGAAAAAAAGAAAACUUGGGAUGCAGUGAAGCAUCAGCUUCUAGCAUAAUUCUUAUUUACCAGAAUGCUGAGGAGCGUCAGACAUAAUAGUUCAUAGAAGUUGUUGGGUGGCUGCAGUACAGUGCUUGGAAGUGAAUCUAGCUGUGGAAAAGGGCCAAAAUGAGUUAGGUUGGUAGAGGACAUGCUAGGGACCAGGGGAAGAGGAGAGGAGCAAGUCCACCAGUUUGCCUUUGGUAAAUUGUUUUAAGACUGAUCGUAGGGUUCUGUUUGUAAAUAAACAUGCCUUUCAAUAACUUUUGUAGGAGUCCCGUGACAGGUUCUUGAAAUUCCAGAUUGGCCCAGAAACACAGAAUUUUCCACUCCACAAAGCUAUCCCCUGUUGCCUUAUAAGGUUCUCCUCAUCUGUUCUCAAGGAAAUUGGAAAAUGUGGUACACCGUAACUACUAAGACUCCAUGUGUGAUGGAUUCACAAAGGAUCUACAGCAAAUGGAUGAAGCUGGGGCUCCAGACACCAAACUAAGACUAGUUCAAAUGGUUUAUUUCACCCUGCAGUCAAUGGACUGUUUUAUGUUUUGUGUAGAUCAAGGCCUAAAUACAUAAUGGCUUUCAUAUAAAAAUAUUUUAAUACAUGUCAGUAUAGUGCCCCAAUCUUUCUACAAGGAAUGCUGCUGCCUCUUUAGGAACCUAAUUUCCCUCUUUCCCUUUCAAAUAUUUUUUGCGUUACAAACUGUGGGCCCAGCUCUAGAAAACAAUUUAAGA
Python bivittatus (Burmese python) is the source of this 4348-nucleotide messenger RNA. NCBI's taxonomy places the organism in Eukaryota, Metazoa, Chordata, Lepidosauria, Squamata, Pythonidae. The record is from RefSeq and is a predicted model, not a curated record.